AUGGCUACACAGCCUUGUGCAAUAACUGGUUAUACCUAUGAUGAGUUAAUGCUUAAACAUGAAUGUCCAUGGGCGAAACAUCAUCAUGAAAGUCCUCUUCGUUUAUCAUCAAUCAUCGAUCGAUGUCGCGAAUUAAAUCUAUUUGAUCGGUGCCUCUUUGUUAAGUCUACGAAAGCGAAUGAUGAAGAUAUUUUAUUAUAUCAUAAAGAAAGUUUAUUGAAAAGUUUAUCACACGUACCAUGUGAGAACAUUGAACAAUUGAAAGAAUUUUGUAGAAAAUAUGAAGAUGUUUAUAUGAAUGAAUUUUCAUUUGAAGCCGCUCUACUUGCCGUUGGUGGUUCAUUGAAUCUUUUGAAAAGUAUUAUGACCAAUCAGUGUCGCAAUGGAUUUGCUCUCGUACGUCCACCCGGUCAUCAUGCAAUGGAGAACGAUAUGAAUGGUUUUUGUUUAUUUAAUAAUGUUGUUAUAACUGCAAAAACUGCCAUUGAAAAAUAUAAUUCAAAAAGAGUUUUAAUUCUUGAUUGGGAUGUUCAUCAUGGUCAAGGCACGCAAUAUGCUUUUUAUGAUACGAAUAAAGUUUUGUAUAUAUCAACUCAUCGAUAUGAAUAUGGUCAUUUUUGGCCAAAUCUCGUGGAAUCUGAUUUCGAUGCUAUCGGGGAAGGCGAUGGAAAAGGAUUCAAUGUGAAUAUACCACUGAAUAGAACUGGAUUGAAAAAUGCUGAUUAUUUAUACAUAUUUUUUAAUAUUAUUCUACCGAUUGCGUAUGAAUAUGAUCCUGAUUUAGUUCUUGUUUCCGCUGGCUAUGAUGUAGCAUUGGGAUGUCCUGAGGGAGAAAUGAAACUUACUCCGGAUAUAUUUGGACAUUUAACACAUUAUUUAAAAGGUUUAGCCAAUGGCAAGGUGAUGGUUCUUCUUGAGGGCGGCUAUUGUAUCGAUACUUUAUCUGAAAGUGCUGCAUGGACAUUACGUUCAUUACUUGGUGAUCCAUGUUCGCCUUUACAACCAUGCGUGAACCCUGAUCCUAUUGUGAAAAAAAUGGUUGCUUGUUGUAAAAAUGUUUUGAAAGGUUAUUGGCAAUCGUUAAAGAUUGAUUUAACAGAUGAAGGGGAAUUUUGGAUUGAAGAAGCAAGACGUAAACGAGCAUUGGCUCCAUUGGUGAAUGAUCACGUUCGACCCGCACAGUAUGAUUUAACUCCAACUCUUGUUGUGAAGCAAACAGAAGAACAAAAGUUGAAAAUUCAACAAGAUAUAAAACGUGCCUUAGCAUUAGCUCCACAUCAAAAACCAUUAGAAAGAGGGCGUACACUUAUUGUUUACGAUGAAUUAAUGAAAAAAUUCAGUUCAAGAAAUCAUUGUGAAAGACCUGGCCGAAUCGAAGCUAUUUGGCGUGGACUACGAAAUCGUGGUCUUGAUCAACGUUGCACAAUGAUUUCAAGUCGUUAUGCUACAAAAGAAGAAAUACUUCUUGUUCAUAGUGACGAGUUCUAUGAAUUCUUGAAAAGUACAAAAACAGCGACUAGAAAAGAAUUAUCAGAACUUAAAGGAUCUCUUCGCUCUAUUGAAUAUUCAAAUGACGUAUUCGAUAAUGCACUUCUGGCAACUGGCUCAUGUUUAAAUAUGGUUGAUGCAAUAAUGUCUAAUGAAGGAGGAAAUGGUUUUGCUAUUGUACGGCCACCUGGUCAUCAUGCUCAUUGCAGUUUGGACUAUGGUUUUUGUUAUUUUAAUAAUGUUUCAGUUUGCGCAAGAUAUUUACAAAAAAAUUAUAACCUUCAACGAAUUUUAAUUGUCGAUUUCGAUUAUCAUAUGGGUGAUGGAGUGAAGGAUGUUUUCUAUGAAGAUCCUGGUGUACUUUAUAUAUCAUUGCAUUGUGCUGAUGCAUUUCCACCCAAUGAAGGUCAUCCGAAAGAUAGUGGGAAAGAUAGAGGACUUGGAUUUAAUGUUAAUAUUGGAUGGUUAAACUUUGACCCACCAGCUGUUGAUGCAGAUUACAUAAAUGCUUUUCAUCAUGUUAUUUUACCAAUGGCUUAUGAAUAUAAUCCAGAAUUUGUAUUAGUUUGCGCUGGUUUCGAUGCAGCUGAAGGAGAUCGUAUUGGUUGGGGAAAACUUUCAGCUUGUGCUUAUUCUCAAAUGACGCAUAUGUUACUUUCAUUAGCAAAUGGGCGCGUUUUGGAAGUACUUGAGGGAGGGUAUUGUUUAAGCCAAUUGAAUGUGUGCGGUUCUGCUUGUGUAGCUACUCUUCUUGGCGAUUCACCUGUUCGUUGUUCAGAAGAUGCAGCAAAAUAUCCUCAAGAUCUAGUAUCUCUACCAACUAUUCGCAUAAUUAAAAAUAUUCAUCGACCAUUCUGGUCAUCAUUAUUCUCGAUUCCUGUUCAAGACGAGAGUACAAUUGACCAACUGGCAGAGAGUCUCGAACAAAAAGCAAUGAUCAAAAAUUGA
Messenger RNA from Rotaria socialis, 2436 nucleotides. The record is from the annotation of a GenBank genome assembly. Lineage: Eukaryota; Metazoa; Rotifera; Eurotatoria; Philodinida; Philodinidae.